AUGGCUUCUUUCUCUUCCACUGUUGUCACUGCAACUCUCAAGCUCCACCCACACUUCAGAAAAUACCCGCCAAGCUCCUAUCCAACGGAGAAGGGUCAAAACAUAUCUUUCCAGAAAAGCCACAGAUUAACGAAUUUGGAUUUUCGGGAAGCACUUUCAUUGACCAGAGAGGGAACAGAGGAGGUAGAACAAUCUUUCUACUUUCCCUUGUUGCAACAAUGCAAAGACAAGUGCUCCAAUUCAGACACACAAAUUGUUCAUGGUCAUGUCAUGAAAACGGGUGCUCAUGAAGACGUUUAUGUCAUGUCAUUUUUGGUCAACGUUUAUGCUAAAUGUGGGAACAUGGAUGAUGCUCGCAGGGUGUUUGACAACAUGCCUAGAAGGAACGUGGUAGCAUGGACCACGUUAAUGACAGGUUAUGAGCAGAACUCGCGGCCAAAGCAGUCCAUUCAUGCUUUUCAAGAGAUGUUGCAUGCAGGAAGUUUCCCUUCUGCUUACACUCUCGCUGUUAUUCUAAAUGCUUGUGUUUCUUUGUACUCUCUGAAGUUAGGAGAUCAAUUCCAUGCUUACAUAAUCAAAUACCAUGUUGAGUUUGACACCAAUGUUGGCAAUGCGCUUUGUAGUCUAUACUCCAAAUGUGGCAGGUUGGAUUAUGCUCUGAAAGCAUUUAGGAGAAUCAAGGAGAAGGAUGUAGUUUCAUGGACUUCAGCUGUUUCUGCUUGUGGGGACAAUGGUGCAGCUGUGAAAGGGUUGAAACUCUUUCUUGAGAUGAUUUCUGAGAACAUAAAGCCUAAUGAGUUCACUUUAACCAGUGUCUUGAGCCAGUGUUGUGGAAUUCAGUCUCUAGAAUUUGGGAAGCAGGCUCAUACGUUGUGUGUUAAGUUUGGAUAUGAAUCAAACCUACGUGUUAGGAAUUCUUUGUUGUAUUUGUACAUUAAAAAUGGUUGUAUUGGUGAGGCUCAAAGGUUGUUUAAUGGAAUGGAUGAUGUCAGUUUGGUUACAUGGAAUGCAAUGAUUGCUGGGCAUGCACAGAUGAUGGAACUCACAAAGGAUAAUCUUUCUGCAUGCGAAAGUGGAAGUGAAGCACUGAAAUUUUUCUCCAAGUUGAACCGGUCGGGCUUGAAACCUGAUCUGUAUACAUUGUCUAGUGUCUUGAGUAUUUGUAGUAGAAUGGUAGCUUUAGAGCAAGGGGAACAAAUUCAUGCACAUAUUAUGAAAGCUGGAUGCUUGUCGGAUGUGAUUGUAGGUACUUCACUGGUUAACAUGUACAGUAAGUGUGGUAGCAUUGAGAGGGCCAGCAAAACAUUUCUUGAGAUGCCUACUAGAACUAUGAUAUUAUGGACUUCUAUGAUUUCUGGUUUUUCACAGCAUGGUAUGUCACAACAAGCAUUGCAUCUUUUUGAGGAUAUGAGACUUGCAAGAGUUAAACCAAAUGAAAUAACUUUUGUGGGUGUUUUAGCAGCAUGCAGCCAUGCUGGAAUGCUCAGUCAAGCAUUCAACUACUUUGAGAUUAUGCAAAAGAAAUAUAAAAUUAAGCCUGUUAUGGACCACUAUGAUAUCAUGGUUGAUAUGUUUGUGAGGUUAGGUCGGGUGGACCAAGCUCUGAAUUUCAUUAAGAAAAUGGAUUGUGUGCCUAGUGAAUCUAUUUGGUCAAACUUCAUUGCUGGUUGUAGAAGCCAUGGGAAUCUGGAAUUGGGGUUUUAUGCUGCUGAACAGUUACUAAGUCUCAAACCAAAAGAUACGGAGACAUAUGUAUUGUUGUUGACUAUGUACCACUCAGCUGGGCGUUUCGAGGAUGUUUCAAGGGUGAGGAAGAUGAUGAAAGAGGAGAAUGUUGGACAAUUGAAGGAUUGGAGUUGGAUUAGUGUUAAACACAAAGUGUAUUCGUUUAAAACCAAUGACAACACACACGCAGAGAGUUCACAAAUAUGUAAAUCAUUGGAAGAUUUACUUGCCAAAGCGAAAAAUCUUGGAUAUAAGAUGCUAGAAAGUGUGGAAAUACUUGAUGAAGAGAAGGGGGAAAAGACAUCCUCCCCUACCAUUUAUCACAGUGAGCAAUUGGCCAUUACAUUUGGGUUGGAGAACUUUCCAAAUUCUUCUCCAGUAAGAGUUGUCAAGAGUACCUUAAUAUGCAGAGAUAGUCAUAAUUUUAUUAAGUAUGUCUCAACACUGAGUGGUAGGGAAAUCAUCGUUAAAGAUAGUAAGCGGCUUCACAAAUUUGUCAAUGGAAAAUGCUGUUGUGGAAAUUUUUGUGGUUUUCUCUAA
Messenger RNA from Sphenostylis stenocarpa, 2265 nucleotides. The record is from the annotation of a GenBank genome assembly. NCBI's taxonomy places the organism in Eukaryota, Viridiplantae, Streptophyta, Magnoliopsida, Fabales, Fabaceae.